AUGGAAAAGUUCAAGGCAACUCGCUCUACAUCGGGUACCUCUGCUAAACCAUUAGUAUUAGUGCAAGAAACACCAAUUGAAACGAUGGAGGAGAUCGUUGUGAACCGCGUAUGUGGCCAUGCGACUUCCGAAUCCCCAACUGAAUUAAAUGAUAGACAAGAACAACAACAACCAGAACCAAUUGAACUGUUACAGCAAAAUAAUUAUCUAGAACAUCUCCAGAAACGCAGAAAUCGGCAAUCGGAUAUUACCAGAAAGAAGAAGAAUAAGAAACGAUCAAAAACAUUUCAUCAAAAUGAUUACAAAAUUAAAAUUGUUCAUCCAAUUUAUUAUCGAUUUAAUGCUAAAGAAAUAUUACGUGAAUCAAAAUAG
Didymodactylos carnosus is the source of this 372-nucleotide messenger RNA. NCBI's taxonomy places the organism in Eukaryota, Metazoa, Rotifera, Eurotatoria, Philodinida, Philodinidae. The record is from the annotation of a GenBank genome assembly.